CAAGGACCGUCACCUACACUGUUUCCGACUCAAGGCAGCAUGGACAUCGCCACAGCAAUUUUAAUAAUUGGCUUUGCUGCGCUCGUCGCUGCCUUCCUCCUCCUGGUAAUUGGCCUUGUAUACUCGGAGCUGAUGAAUUCAGACAUUCCUCCUGGGGUUGCAAAUCCUUGGAAACUGCAUGUAGUUCAUGGCUUGUUGGUUGGCAUAGCGAUUGUGGGCCGGAUCCUGGAGCGUCUGGGUCUGUGUUCCCAGAUCGGCAUCACGCGGUUGGUCAGGGCCUUCCUCCUGGUCCGGAUCAAGCCGGUUCCCCCCGGGCUGCGUGUGAAGGAUGGCAGGUUCUCAGGGGUGCCGAUCAGGGUGUAUGAGCCCACGGGGGCCUGGGAGGGCCUGGGCAGGGCUCUGGUCUACUUCCACGGGGGAGGCUGGGUGACCGGAAGCAUAGAUAUCGUCGACGAUAUUUGCAGGCGCAUCGCCAAGGAGUCCCAGACCACGGUGGUGUCUGUCGGGUACCGCCUGGCCCCCGAACACAGGUACCCCGCACAGCUGGAUGACUGCGAGGCCGCAACGUGUCACUUCCUGUCUGUGGCUGAGGCGGAGUUCGGCGUGGACCCGGCCAGAGUGGCGGUCGGCGGCGACAGUGCUGGAGCAAACCUGGCAGCCGCGCUGUGCCAGCGCCUGGCGAAGAGGACGUCUGGACAUCUGCCCUCUCCCUGUGCCCAGGUCCUGAUCUACCCAGCUCUGCAGAUGGCGGAUUUCAGCCUGCCCUCGUACCAGCAGAACCACGCCGUGCCCAUAUUGUUCCGUGGCAGGGUGGCGUUCUACUUCCUGCAGUACCUCAACGGUGACAUGUCUCGGUGCCAGGAUGUGCUGGACGGCGUGCAUGUGCCCCUGGAGCUCAGGCAGAGGUACCAGGAGUGGCUCUCCCCGGCCAACCUGCCCCCUGCCUGCCUGGCGAGGGGCUACCGGGAUCCCCCCACCCACGACUUCGAUGGAGAGGUGUACCACGCCGUCAAGGCGGGUCUGGACCCUGAGGUGUCGCCCUUGUUGGCCGACGAUGACGACCUUCGCCUGGCUCCGCCCACGUUCGUCCUGACCUGCGAGUUUGACGUCCUGAGGGAUGAUGGGAUACUUUACAGGAAGAGGCUGCGUGACCUGGGAUUGGCUGUCACCUGGCACCAUGUGACAGACGGUUUCCAUGGUAUUGUUAACUUUAUGAACCAGGGUUGGCUCAGCUUUGCUUCAGCAACACAGGCUGUGGAUAGUGUUGUGAAUUAUGUCAAAACUCUCUAAAAUGAACUGGUUCUGCCAUGGUUUCUAAUAUGUGGGUUUCUUUAGGAAACAUUAAUUGAUAUCAACAUUCAUUUUGAUGUU
Messenger RNA from Osmerus eperlanus (European smelt), 1371 nucleotides. It is a transcript of the gene aadacl4, whose product is annotated as arylacetamide deacetylase-like 4. NCBI's taxonomy places the organism in Eukaryota, Metazoa, Chordata, Actinopteri, Osmeriformes, Osmeridae. Gene Ontology annotation, molecular function: carboxylic ester hydrolase activity; lipase activity. Gene Ontology annotation, cellular component: membrane. Bases 40 to 1290 code for a protein of 416 amino acids. The record is from RefSeq and is a predicted model, not a curated record. The transcript has 4 exons.